Molecule: messenger RNA, 2970 nt
Organism: Spodoptera litura
Lineage: Eukaryota; Metazoa; Arthropoda; Insecta; Lepidoptera; Noctuidae
Source: RefSeq, a predicted model, not a curated record
UUGGGCACACCGGCCGGCACGGCAGUCCAUACUAACAAGCAUUCUUGCUCCCAGCUAAAAAGCUGAUCUCAGUUAUCAAACAAUAAAUAGUGAUUCAAGAUGGAUGAUCCUCGAUAUGAUCCCCGUAUGCUGGCCAAAUAUGGAUUUGAUCCUGAACAAGACAGGCGUCACAGGCAACUGCUGAUCAAGGAGCUGACGAAGGUACGCCAGGAUGCCCGGGAGAAGACGGAAUUCGAUGAUUUGCCCCUGAAGGAAUUGCGCGAUAACUACCACAGUCUGUAUGCCGAGGCAUGCAAAGACAUGGAGAAGAUACGAGAUCCCACUUAUUUGGAGCUACUUCAAUAUAUAAAGGGUCAUCUCCACCCUGAUGAGUUCAAGUCGAUCCGCAUCGAGGUGUAUGCGGCUUGCAACAAGAUCUCCAUGCAGCAGGCUACAUUGGACAAGAUAGCUCACCUAGUGGUGCUGCACGAGCCUUCGUCAUAAGAAGGUCGAAGAAAAAAAUAAAAAAAUUUUACCGCGAUCUGCUCUUCAUUAACGCUGUCAUCUGGUGUCAACUAGCGUCGGAUCAACAUUAUACAUUCAAAAUAAUAUCUACACACCAAUAUGUACCUAAAGAAACUCAACCAUUUAAACAUACGAGCGGCCUACCUACCAACGGCAGAGACAUCUGCUGCCGUCGACACGGUGCCGGCGGCAACCGCUGACGCGUCUACAGCAGCAGUCGACAGAAGAUGAAAUGUCGACAGCUGCCUCGACGCAUCAACGGCAGCAGUUGCUUCCGCCAUUAGCAACUUGUCCCUCUUGUCUACAAGCUCUUGUUUUCUUCAAAACAAAAUUACUAUAAACACCUUAACCUUUGCAAAAAUCAUCCAAUCAAUAACAUCUUAUUCGAUUUUUGAAAAAUUACCUUCCUAACUUAUUACGGCAAUCUUACUAACAAUAGGGUAAAAAAUCGUUUAGUUCCAAAGUCUUGUUUGUGCUAGUAACCAAAAUAUAUAUUUAAAUCAAAUGGAACAGAAAAAAGAAAAUAUUAUAAUAUAGCGCAUUGACAUACGACAAAAGUAAAACACAAGGAUGUUGAGAAAAAGUCGGACACAGUCAUUUGAAACAUCGACCGUGGCACCUAGCUACUACAGAAUGUCACAUAGAACACAUAAAUAAACCAGUGACAUAUUGGUGCUUCAACCAUUUCUAAGUGAAAGGCCGCCAUUUUUUCAACGUCCUUGAAAUAAACAUUACAUUUUGACUGAAGAUUGGUUACAUGCACAAGUUGUAGAUGGCGUUAAGUAAGAGCACACGGUAUAAUUCCAAGCGAGGCUAAUACAUGUGCGUUAACUUUAUGUUAUAUUAAUCUAUAUUUGAUUAUAUUAAGUAUAUGAUAACUUAGUUAAAUUGUAUUACAUUUAUGUAAGUUGCGUUACUAAUUUGUUGUUAUAAGUAAAGUUUAUUUUUUUUGUUAAACGUUUCAAAUGAUAUAUUUAAAAACGAUGUGUAGAACAGGGUUUCCCAACCUAGUUAGCUAUUUAUCAUUUAUCUAUUUUGGUUUCCAUGUUUAUCGUUUUUGUAAAGGCGAAGCCUUCAAGAUUAUACAGAUCUUACUCUGAGAAACCUUAAAUUAGUGUUCCGUCAAUAAAAUAAGAUUUUAUCUCUUAAGUGUUGUGUUUAGUAGAUCGUUGCUUAGGUACUAACAUAGCGAUAUUUUGGGCAAUUAUAUUACUAUGGUCACCAUCAAUGAUACAAUAUAACGUUAAGAACAGCUAGCCAAGAAUUCUAGUUUGGGUCUCCAAAUUGAGGCCAAGAUAAAAACUGCAGGAAGAUUAGUAAUAGGUCGCAUCAUCGCUUACCACUAGCAGUGCGAUUCUGUAAAGGUGCUCCUACACAGCAGUUGUAUAUCUUUAUACCACAUCGUGUAACACGACAACAUCGUGAAGUAUACUCCACAACAUGUCAAGUACUACAACUUUUAUUAAAAUUUGUUUAAUAACAAAUAUUGAGUCAGUCUCUAACGUUAUACAACUGCUAUGUAGGAGCUUAACAUUAUUCAAUACUGAAGCUUGAAAGAACUAUUUCGAAAGUAAACUCACUUGAAGUCGAUUCCGUAUUAUUUAAACAAUUAAUAAGACGUUUCGAGUCUCACUUUGCUUCGAUAUGGUUCGUACUAAUUGUUUAUAGAAUAUGGAACCGAAUUCAAAUGGAUAUACUUUCAAAAUAUUUCUUUCGAGCUUCGAUAUCGAAAUGGUGUUACAGAAUCGCACUACAGGCGAGAUAGUGACAAAACGCCACCAUUAAAUAAGGGAAUAUUCACUAUGCUGUAUUAACAGCAAAUUUAUACAAACAACGAACUGUUUUUACACCAAAAUAAAUAAACUUUGUUUCCGCUGUGUUAGUAAAUAAGUAGUGAUAAAAUUGGUCUUACAUUGUAUGCCAAAUGUUAGAUUUAAGUGAAAGGGUAUGAGGGAUGUUAUUGACUUUAUUAAACAUCCGAGGUUUGAGUCCAGUGUAUACACAAAUGCCAUAUAAAUUGGACGAGUAAGUAGGAACGGAGUAUGGCGUUAACAGCUUUAAAAUAUUUUUGUCGAAUGUCAGUGUUAAUGUCUUGAAUUAACUUUUGCUAUUUAUUUGUUCUUAAUGUUAUUGUCCAGCGUUGUUCUGACAAAGUAAGAAUACCGUUACUAAUACACUAAAAUAGCAUGCUAAAAGGUGCUGUUGAGCAUGCACAAAAAUGUUCAAACGUCGAAUGUCAGUCGAUUCUCAAACAUACUUGAAAUGGCCAUGACAAUUUUGUGCCACAUUCUGAGACUCAUACUGCUCAGAGACAAUUGCACAAUAGGUCCAUCCUUUCGUGUUUGAAAUAAGCAAGUGUACCUUAUCAUCGAAAUUUUGAGAAGAGCAACACAACUUAUGAAGUACUAGCUUUUACUUGCGGCUUCGCUCGCGUCACAAAAGGAUAAAAAGCCAAUGUGACAUAUA